Vespula pensylvanica (western yellowjacket) is the source of this 2269-nucleotide messenger RNA. Its product is annotated as thiamine transporter 1-like. Gene Ontology annotation, molecular function: vitamin transmembrane transporter activity. Lineage: Eukaryota; Metazoa; Arthropoda; Insecta; Hymenoptera; Vespidae. Gene Ontology annotation, cellular component: plasma membrane. The record is from RefSeq and is a predicted model, not a curated record. Gene Ontology annotation, biological process: transmembrane transport; vitamin transport. The coding region runs from base 185 to 1657 and encodes 490 amino acids. The transcript has 7 exons.
AUAAUCACAGGACAAAACAAAGUUAUGUUAUCGUUUAUCAGUCCUAAGCGGAUCAGACCUCAUUCUGCAUGAGGUACGUGUGGUUGUAGUUUGAUUUGGUCGAUUCUUAGUCCGUCCAAAAUAAAUAAAGUACUUCAUAUUGCACUUUCUAACAAGUACAAGAAAUAAAAUAUAUUUUUUUACAAUGAAGUGGUUAAAAAUAUCUCUUAUCCUAUGUAUGUUUGGACUGUUAAAAGACUUCAGACCAUCCGAGUCAUUUGUAACUGAUUAUUUGACAGGACCAUGGAAGAAUUUUACGCAUACACAAGUCAAUCAAGAAAUUUAUCCAGUUAGUACAUACAGUUAUUUUUUAACUCUAGUAAUUAUAUUUUUGAUAACAGACUUUGUAAGAUAUAAGCCUAUUAUUAUAUUGUGUUCACUCUCUGGAAUGAUCACAUUUCUUGUACUGAUACUUGCAAAAACUGUACCAGUAGUUCAGAUCACUGAAUUCUUUUAUGGCCUGUUUCUUUCUUCCGAAGUGGCAUAUUAUACAUAUAUUUAUGCAAAAGUUGAUAAGAAACACUAUCAAGAAGUGACAGGUCAUACGAAAGCUGCUUCCCUUGUUGGACGAUGUAUGGCUGGAAUUAUAGCCCAAUUGACAGCUUCUUUUCAUAUUUUAGAUUUCCAUGAAUUGAAUUAUCUUACCACCGCAGCGUUUGCCCUCGCCACGGUAUGGACAUUUUUUUUACCAUCCGUCGGUCAAUCGAUUUAUUUUCAUUCAUCUAUUAACGAUCAAAAUGUUAUACCCGCACCAGCGGAUACCGCGAAAUCAUUGGAAAAUGAUAAUUGCUAUGAACUCGAUCGUCAGAAACAAUCGGAAUAUAAUCCUGCGAAGGGAAAUGUUUUCUCAACCUCUUCUAAGUUGAAACGUGCAUACGCGUUAUUAUGGCAACAUUUUUUAAACGCUUAUACACAUGGUCACAUUGUAAAAUGGUCCAUGUGGUGGGCAUUUUCAACUUGUGGCUAUUUGCAAAUAACUAAUUAUGCCCAGCUUUUAUGGCAAACGGCUGUUGAAUCUUACGAUGAAAUCUAUAACGGAGCGGUAGAUGCUUGUUAUGCAAUAAUAGGUGCUUCCACCGUUUUUAUCAUUUCGAAAGUACCGCUGAACUGGCCAGUAAUAGGAGAUAUCAUAUUAACAUUAUUUUCACUUAUGGAGGGUGGCUUAAUUAUAUUGUGUUCCUAUAAUUAUAAUAUUUGGGUACUAUAUGGUGCUUACAUAAUAUUUGGAGUGAUUUAUCACACCAUGGUCACUGUUGCAAGUUUCGAAGUUGCGAAAUAUAUAUCUGAAGAUAGUUAUGGUUUAAUAUUUGGGACAAAUAUCUUUUUAGCAUUAUUGUUCCAAAGUUUGUUAACGUUAAUAGUUAUUAAUGGAAAUCUUGGAAAUACUAUCAGAUCCCAGUUUUUCAUUUAUGGCUGCUAUUACAUAGUUUUGGCUGUGAUAUUUUUAAUAAUUGCUAUAUUUGCGAUUGUAAAACGUUAUAAAAGCGGCGAUAAAUUUGAAAUAUGGUCAAGAAAUAAGAACAUUGGAAAGUCAAUAGAUAACAUCGAAAAGAACGAAUCGUUUAGUACAAAUUCGACAGUAUCUAAAAAUGAUAUCUUAACUCCUCAUUCGGAAUAAGUAUUGCGGAAAUUAAUAAUUAUAAAAAAAUGUAUAAUAAUUUCCUUCUUAUAUUAUCCUUGUACGUAUUCUUCUACGUAUUCAACAGACAAUUUAUUAAGAAUGAACUAUCUAUUAAAUUUAGUCAGAAAAACUUUGUUAUAUCAACGUAUAAUAAUAGAAUAAUAGAGUUAUCAAAUUUUUUAUAGCUUUUACUAUUAAAAAAAAAAAAAAAAAAAAAAAAAAAAUAAUAAUAUUUUAACUUUAGUCUUAAAACUUACGCACAUGUAGUAUGGAAUACUAAAAGAACAGUAUUCGUAUUUGUAAGGUAGUAAAAAUAUAUAAUAUAAAUAUUACGUAGCGAAUCAUCCUAGAUGGAAAUGAACAUUUAUAAAGAAAUUGACAUUUAUGUCAGAAAAAGAUAUUACUUUUUAACAGAUUGUGUUAUUAACAAAUGUUUAUUUUAGACAAAAACUCAUUUCAUUAUUCUGGAGACGCGAAAAAGAUAAAAAUUAAUCAUACAUUUUAAAAUAAUUUGACGGUAUUAUUUAUUGCGGCAAAUACCCAAACGUCAAUGUAUUAAUCUUUUGCGGUUGUUAUAUAUGUAAAUAAAAGUAAGAAGAAAAAAGAUAA